This is a messenger RNA of Didymodactylos carnosus, 1503 nucleotides long. NCBI's taxonomy places the organism in Eukaryota, Metazoa, Rotifera, Eurotatoria, Philodinida, Philodinidae. The record is from the annotation of a GenBank genome assembly.
AUGACUAGUUCCGACGUGUUCGAUAUCCUACAAGAAACACCUCCAUCCUCGAGAACAAUUAAAGAUGAAGUCGUACGUGAAAAGAAGAAGAAAAAAAUAAUUCGGCGACCAGAAGGUAUGAAACGUGAGGUAUGGGAUUUGAUUGCAACAGAUGAUAGAGAAAGUGUUCCACUCGUACCAACGGACACAAUGCACGGCGGGAAUACGUAUGCAAAUUGGAUGAAACAUUCUUCAAUGAAAGUUCGUUCAUGGCAAUGGAUUUCAUUUAAUAAUCCAAGUCGGACAGAUAAUCUUCAACUUAGUCAUUGGCAACGCACGGCAGAUCAACAUCAAGAAUAUCCAUUUGCUAAAUUUAAUAAACAUGUUGAUAUUCCAUCCUACACAGACAAUGAUUAUGAACAAUAUUUGCAAGUAAAUGAUUGGUCUCGAGACGAAACGGAUUAUUUAUUAGAUAUGUGCAAACAAUUUGAUUUGAGAUUUUUUAUUAUAUGUGAUCGUUGGAAUGAUGCACAAUACAAAGAGCGAUCAGUUGAAGAUAUCAAAGAAAGAUAUUAUAGUAUUUGCAAAAAUCUUGAAUGUGCACGAACUGGUCGUCAUUCUGGACAAUAUAAUUAUGAUGCUGAUCAUGAACGACGACGUAAAGUGCAGUUAAUUAAAUUAUACACACGAACAAGAAAAGAAGAAAACGAUGAAAAUUAUCUUGCACAAGAAUUGAAACGAAUCGAAAGUGAACGAAAAGAGCGUGAACGUAUUAUAUCUCAAGAUGUUCAAAAGUUUGCAACAACGAUGAAUAACCACAAUCAUUUAGAAAUCGAUUCUACAUUGCAAUCUGUACAACCACGGAUCUCACCUAUGGAUACGAGUUCUACAGUAACGUUAUCGGAACGAAAAUCAUCGACUACCACCGAUCUCCGACAUUUAGCUAGUGAAAAAGAUAGAGGAACAUUCUCAACUCAAAACGUUACAACAGCGAGAGGACCAACAACUGAACAUAUUGGUAUUAAAUUUUCAGAAUUUAAACGACCGGGCGUUUUCCUUCAAAGUCAACGGAUGCACUUACCAUCCUCGAUACCAAACAAAAAACUUAUUGUUAUAGAUCAAGUUUUAAGAGAAUGUCAGUUAGAACGUAAUCCAAUGGCUUGUGAAGAGAUAUGUGAAGAAUUCAAUGAUCUUCGUUCCGAUAUUGUUUUAUUAUUUGACCUGAAAAAUGCAUUAAAUUCUGCUGAAUAUGAAUUACAAACAUCUUUACAUCGAUUAAAGAAUAUCAAUGAGAAUGGGCAAUUACACGCGAGUCUCAGUAACAACAGUUUGAUUGAUUCUACAAAAACUCAAUCCAAUAAUCUCACACCACAGUUAUCAUCAUCAAUAACGACCACAGCACAUACAAUCGGUCGUUUAUCUGAUUUAUUUGAAUCAACAAAUUUCGUUCGUGCUAGUGUUUGUAAACGUCGUUCAUUGUCAUUUCAAAAUCCGGUACUGAAAAAACGAGAUAAACAAUCGUAG